AGAAAAAAGAUGGCACAACCAGGUAUGGCUCCACCCGGGGCUCCCAUGAUGCAACAGCCAGGAGGGAGACAACCUGCCCAGUGGAUGCAGGCCCCCCAGGCACCACCUAACUGUCCCCCAGGCCUGGAGUAUCUAGCCAUGAUAGACCAGCUACUGGUCCAUCAACAGGUUGAAUUGUUAGAAGCUUUCACCGGGUUUGAGACAAAUAACAAAUAUGAGAUCAAGAACUCUAUGGGCCAGAGAGUAUAUUUUGCAGCUGAAGAUACAAACUGCUGUACAAGAAACUGUUGUGGAAAGGAAAGGCCGUUUGAAAUCCAGAUAAUGGACAAUGCUGGUAGAGAGGUGAUUCACUUGAGUUCCCCCCUGAGGUGUGACACUUGCUGGUUUCCUUGCUGUUUAAAGAAAGUUGAGGUAUCUGCCCCAGCAGGCCAAGUUGUAGGUUAUGUCCAGCAAGCUUGGAGUAUAUUGAAACCAAAGUACAAGAUCCAGAAUGCUGCAGGAGACACUGUGUUAAUAAUUGAUGGGCCUUGCUGUACAUGUAAUAUAUGUGGAGAUGUAGAAUUUCAGGUUUACUCCUCUGAUGGGGAGACCCCUGUUGGUCAAAUCAGGAAACAAUGGACAGGCCUUGUAAAAGAAAUGUUUACAGACGCUGACAACUUUGGUAUAACAUUCCCUCAGGACCUUGAUGUUAAUGUUAAAGCGACAUUACUAGGAGCUGUUUUCCUAAUUGAUUUUAUGUUUUUUGAAAAAGAACAAAAUGAGGAAACGCAUACAGUAGGCAUGAUGUAG
Owenia fusiformis is the source of this 789-nucleotide messenger RNA. NCBI's taxonomy places the organism in Eukaryota, Metazoa, Annelida, Polychaeta, Sabellida, Oweniidae. The record is from the annotation of a GenBank genome assembly.